AUGUACACCAGACUGAUGGCUUAUGAGAACGCUCUAAUAGAAGAUCCCAAUCGUUACGAGGUCAAAGACCUCUCUAUAGAGGAAGUACAGGAGAAACUUGAAGCUCUCAAGAAAAAAUUAGAUGAUGGGAGCUUUAGUUGCAUUUCACGAGACAAGUCCAACGUGACCUAUGGUGAGUGUAGCGAUGGCGUCAAACGUCUUACAGUGAAGGAUAUAAAUAAACGCUCUAAACCAGGAGAUGAAAAAAGAAAAAAUAUCCGUUUGAUGGUUGAUCUUAUUCUCAAGUUCUUCCAAGCAAACAAGCGAGAAACACAUCGUGGGGUGUUUUACGUAGGGAAUAAUACCAGUUCAUUGUUCCGACAAAAAGAUGAGUACGAAAUUCUUGAUGACAUCUGUUCUACUAUAAGGUGCAGCAGUUCAAGUCUCUACGUAGAUGCUAGUGUAAGAGGCGUUGUUGCAGGUCUGCUUUCUUUCGAGCUGGGAGGGCAUGAAACCUUUUGUACGAGCCGGGACGAUGGGGUACCCAUCCCGCUGAAUUCAGAUAUUAAAAUGAAGAAUCGUGGAGCCAAGUUCAUAUUGGUGGUGGAAAAUAAAUCCGCUUUCAAUACAUUGAUGCAAGAUAAGUUUUACAAUGAUUAUCCAUGUAUAAUCAUCACCGGAAUGGGAAUGCCGGAGGUGGCGACCAGAAGAUUUUUAAAGCUAUUGUCGGACAAUUUUGGGCUUCCAGUGUACGGCCUUUUCGACUGUGAUCCAGAAGGCAUCAAAAUGUUUACAAUUUAUACUGUUGGAUCAUAUGAGGAUGCCUUCGAUAGUGUAAACUUAACUUGGCCGUAUAUGACGUGGUUGGGUGUUUGGCCGAGUGACCUAUGUGCGCUUGAUAUACCCUGCAAGGAUUUGAGUCCGAGUGAGAUUGCAUUGGUAGAUUAUCUUUUGAGAGAAGAUUUUGUGAAAGAGAAUCCGAGGUUGGUUGAGGAGCUGGAACAUAUGAAAAUAACGGAGAAAAAAGCGAAUCUUGAAGCUUUGAAGGAAUUUGGGCCCACUUGUUUGUCCAAGUACUAUUUGCCAUAUAAGUUGAAUUAUCUUUUGACCGCGCCGUGA
Rosa chinensis is the source of this 1098-nucleotide messenger RNA. Its product is annotated as DNA topoisomerase 6 subunit A. Gene Ontology annotation, biological process: reciprocal meiotic recombination; DNA topological change; meiotic DNA double-strand break formation. Lineage: Eukaryota; Viridiplantae; Streptophyta; Magnoliopsida; Rosales; Rosaceae. Gene Ontology annotation, cellular component: nuclear chromosome. Gene Ontology annotation, molecular function: DNA binding; DNA topoisomerase type II (double strand cut, ATP-hydrolyzing) activity. Bases 1 to 1098 code for a protein of 365 amino acids. The record is from RefSeq and is a predicted model, not a curated record. The transcript has a single exon.